GUCCUCCCUCAAUUCCCGGCAAUGGUAACCACUCACAGCCAGAGAGGCUUCCAUUACGCCUCCUUUAUUUCUCCCCCUAAGAGCCAGCAAGAAAGCGAGAGGGAGAGAGAGAGAGAGAAAUAGGGUUAGGGUUCCUGGAAACUCUCUCUCUCUCAUUUCUCUUUCUCCAUCGCAAAAUGUCGUCGGGCCAAACACCUGAAAUCUCCCCACGCGAAAACGACGACGCGCAGGAGCUCUUCUUCGCGAACAGAGGCUGCUGCCUAUGUAUCCCGUGCUUGGGCUCCGGGCGAGGCUCCAACGUCGGAUCGGUCUGGUGGGAGAGGAUUCGGACGGCGGAGAACGACGAGCGGUGGUGGACCCGGGGGUGGAAGAGGCUCCGUGACUGGUCGGAGCUGGUGGCAGGUCCGAAAUGGAAGACGUUCAUCCGCCGGUUCAACAAGAACAAUAACAACAACAGGCAGGUGAAAUUCCACUACGACCCUCUGAGUUACGCCUUGAACUUCGACGAGGGCCUGGGGCAGAACGAUCAUUUGGACGAGGACUAUCUAGGCCGAGACUUCUCGUGCCGGUAUGCGGCGAUCCCGGCCUCGGCGAAGUCGUCGAUGGACUUGGGGAGAGACGGGCCGGCUUUCACGUGACGCUCACAUGACGUCAGAGAACGAGCGGGCGGUUUUUUCGAAAAGAUCGGCUUUUUGGUUCGCUUCGCCGCGCAGGCUAACGUGCCGAUUUUAGUGGAGAAACUCGUGGUGGUUGAUUGGUUGACUUUUUUUUUUCCUAAUUUAUGGGACUAUGUGUCGGUGACACGUGGCGUGCGCUAAAUUUUUUUGUUUUUGUUUUUGUUUUGUAUUACGAAAUGUAAUAAUUUGUUUACUUUUUUUUUUUUUUUUAAUUUAUUAUUCUUCAUAUUACUGUUUGGUAAAGAAAAUUGAAAAGGAGUCGCGGUUGUA
Messenger RNA from Alnus glutinosa, 947 nucleotides. RefSeq lists its product as uncharacterized. Bases 177 to 638 code for a protein of 153 amino acids. The record is from RefSeq and is a predicted model, not a curated record. The transcript has a single exon. Lineage: Eukaryota; Viridiplantae; Streptophyta; Magnoliopsida; Fagales; Betulaceae.